GAAAACAGGAUGGAAACACGGUACACUCUUUAAGCGAAACCAUGUGGAUAAUGCAAACGCUCCUGUGAUGACAUCGUUGGGCUGCUUCAAACAUCAAUGCAACAGUGUCGCAAUCGCGACCGUUCUGCUUCUGCUGACGAUGAUGAUUGAUGUACGAGAGCAGACGAUGCUGACGGAGCAUCCACCCACCACGGAGGAUCUACCAUAUUCUAAACAAAUCACCUCAAACAGUAGAAUCCAAUCUCCGACAAUGUCAUCGUCGCCACCGACCACACCGUCCCCACAGUCGAGUGCCGCGUCGACGUCAACCACGUUCUGGUCGGAACCGUCGACGUCAUCGGUGACUCUGUCGGUGACAGCGUUACAUAUGGCAGCACUGCCAUUGCCGUCAUCGCUGACAGUGUCGGCUGAAAGUCUAAUCCGAGAUGUGACAUCGGUAGUAACGGACACGUCGACACGUCCGCACCCAGACACGACCGCCGUGCAGGGAGCGGACCUGCCAUCCGUUGGAACGACACACACAGUUCCGCCCGGUGCUCGAAACAGUCAACCGGCCGGGACGUUACUAGGCGGCGUGUCUAGCGAUGCAGCCUCACAAUACGACGGCAGCAGCAGUGCAAACAGCAAAUACACGACAUUUCGACCAUUACUAAUACCUACCUUACCUGACGUGCGGCGUAGUCGAAUUGUCCAUUCGAUGCCUUAUCAAAGCAAGCAUCAUCACGAGCGUCACUGGGGUCCUUUUUUCGAGGAACCGGUCAACGUGACUUCCGGGGCGGCCUUGCAGGUUGGAUAUCAUUUAUCAACGGAGGCCAUCCUCAACUGUAGGGUAGGAAUGCUUAAAGAUAAAACGGUGAUGUGGAUCCGACGAACCACCGAUAAGGUGUCGUUACUCACCGUGGGCAACAAUACGUACAGCGGGGACCCGAGGAUAAAGGUCAAAUUUCAAUAUCCCAAUAAUUGGAGGCUACAUAUCAACCCGAUCAAGUCCGAUGACGCUGGCCUGUACAUGUGCCAGGUGUCGACGCAUCCUCCGCGGGUGUUUGCAACGAAUCUCACCGUCUUGGAACCAGCCGUAAGAAUAGUGGAUGAAAUGGGCUACGAGUUCUUCGACCGAUACUACAAACUGGGCAGCACGAUCGAGAUAUCGUGCCAAGUGUCGACGUCGUAUCUGGCGAGUCUUCCGCCCAACUCCAAGUCCAAGUCCACCGUCGGUCCUCAAGCGAACACAUUGGACGAGACGUCGAAGCAAGGCACCAAAACCACCAAAGACGAUAACAAACUGUCGGAUUCUACGGAAAGAGGGUUGAUUAGCUGGACCAAGGAUGGCGCCGAGUUGCCAAAGGAUGUCAAGAUGAGUUUUAGUGGCACCAAGCAGUGGCUCAUCAGCCGGAUAUCGAUUCUGCAGGCAAAUCGUGUCCACAAUGGCGUCUACAACUGCACCGUAGCCGGCAAGCAGAGCCGAUCGGCCCAAGUACAGGUUCUGAACGGUGAAACUCCGGCCGCUGUUCAGCAUAAUAUUGGGCAUCGCAAAGAGGAAUUUGUGCUACUAGGCGUUCGUUUCACGGUGCUGGCCGUAAGCUGGUGCGCGCUGCUGAAUCUGAGCUGGUGUUAGCUCUACUGUUAAUCG
Anopheles maculipalpis is the source of this 1630-nucleotide messenger RNA. RefSeq lists its product as uncharacterized. The transcript has 7 exons. Gene Ontology annotation, cellular component: neuron projection membrane. Gene Ontology annotation, biological process: synapse organization. The record is from RefSeq and is a predicted model, not a curated record. Bases 68 to 1615 code for a protein of 515 amino acids. Lineage: Eukaryota; Metazoa; Arthropoda; Insecta; Diptera; Culicidae.